This is a messenger RNA of Penicillium alfredii, 1944 nucleotides long. RefSeq names its product putative RNA exonuclease Rex3 (gene rex3). Gene Ontology annotation, molecular function: exonuclease activity; nucleic acid binding. The record is from RefSeq and is a predicted model, not a curated record. The transcript has a single exon. Lineage: Eukaryota; Fungi; Ascomycota; Eurotiomycetes; Eurotiales; Aspergillaceae. Gene Ontology annotation, cellular component: nucleus. Bases 1 to 1944 code for a protein of 647 amino acids.
AUGUUCUCGACACUCGGCCUGUUCGGGGACAUACCCUGUCCACAGGGCCAGCAGUGCUCUCUUCUGACAUGCCUGUUCUCUCAUAAGUCUCUCGAAUUACCCUCAGUGGGGUCAAAUACUUCUCAAGCAGCCACGCCAGCCAUUGACGACAGUGCACGUGCGUCGAAAAGGGUCAAGCGAGAAGCGGCCAGUGAUUCCUCGGUUUCAUCGCAUAAUAAACCUGCCACCGGCAUAGCAAUCAAUGCCUCCACGUCAGAAGUGCCGAACCCCCCUCAAAGUACCAGUCAGGAUGCUCCGAAACUCCAAUCAACUACUCGGGCAGUGACCCCGCCGCCUUCAACGCGCCCAGUGUCAAGGUCUUCCCAGCAGGAGCAUACGAACGCCGUUGCGAGCGCCUCUUCUGAUCGCUCAAUGUCACAGCUCCCACCAAGAAAAGCGCCAAAGGAAAGCCUCAACCCGCGCAUGCUUACCAAGGCACCCGCAAACCACGGCGUUCGGACCGCUAUAUUGAAAAGACUGCACUUGGCCAUGUCAGCGCUGAAUGAGAAACUUGCUAAAGAGAAAGAAAGCACCAAUAAAUGUUUCGUCCUCACUAGAGAUGAGCUUGUGACCAUGGCUCUCGACGAGGAGGAAAAGGUGGCCCGGGAAAGUCCCGGUGUCUAUUCUAAUGUCAUCAAACUUCGGAUCGUAAAAUUGACGAAGUUGGGCCUGGAGGACUGGGCCAAGGAUGUGAUGGCCCACUUGAAUACCCGAUAUUAUCAUGUCAAGCCCAUUCAGGCUCCUCAAGAAGCCCCUAAGCCUCUUGACACCGGCCUUACCACCAAAGAGGAAAUCGCGCUCGCGUCUCAUCUCGUCAUGCCGCUACAUGGCCUCGAACAGUUUGGUUAUGUCACUAAAGCACCCACCGAAGCAGAGGUCAAGACCGCAGAGAAAGGCGUCGCCGAGUCCAAGGGCUGGGAAAAGUGUGAUCGAUGCGGCGGGCGGUUUCAGGUCUUUCCAGGUCGCCGCGAGGACGGCGCAUUGGCCAGCGGUGGCCAAUGUACUUAUCACCCCAGCAGGCCCAUUUAUCCUCCUCGCAAAAAGACAGACCACGUCACCGGCUCAUCUGAUGCAUACUACCCCUGUUGCAGCGAAGCACUGGGCACUUCUUCCGGCUGUACCAAGGCCACUACACAUGUCUUCAAGGUCUCAGAAACCAAACGACUUGCAUCGAUCCUCCAGUUCGGGGAAACCCCGAAACAACCUGAUAAGGGGCCUUUGGAGCCCGUGUGUCUCGACUGCGAAAUGGGAUACACCACGCUGGGUCUGGAGCUGAUCCGGCUUACCGCUGUCAGCUGGCCCGAGGGCCGGGACCUCUUGGAUGUCCUCGUCAAGCCCAUGGGCGAGGUAUUGGACCUCAACUCGCGGUACUCGGGCGUCUUUCCCCAGCACUUUGCCUCCGCUGUGCCCUAUGGCACCCUGACUACCCGCACAGAGGCAUCCACCCAGCCCGAGAAAGAAAAGAACCCCGUCCCGUUGCAGGUAGCUGAGUCGCCUGCUGCAGCGCGAGCCUUGCUCUUCCGACUCCUACAGCCAGAGACGCCCCUGAUUGGCCACGCUAUCGACAACGAUCUCAACGUCUGCCGGGUGAUCCAUCCCACGGUCAUUGACACGGUCCUUCUCUACCCUCAUCCGAAAGGCCGUCUGCCCAACCGCAUGAGUCUCAAAACCCUUGCGCGGAAAUUCCUCGAUCGCGAUAUCCAAACUGGAGGCGAUCGUGGCCACGACUCCAAAGAAGACUCCAUCGCCACGGGCGAUUUGGUGCGGGUCAAGGCUGGCGAAACGUGGAAGGGUCUGAAGAAGAAAGGAUGGCGCAUCGAGGGGGACAAGUUAGUCCCCCCGGUCGGUCACCGUCCAGUAGUGCGAGAGCCUAGUCUUGGUGCUGGACACAAGAGGAAGGGUUAG